AUGAUUGCGAUCGGUCUGGAGGGCUCUGCCAACAAACUAGGCGUAGGCAUAAUCCUACACCCAGCCAAAGGCAAAGGCGACCCGCAGAUCCUCGCAAACAUUCGACAUACGUACGUCUCCCCUCCGGGCGAGGGUUUCCUACCGAAAGACACGGCCAUCCACCACCGCUCGCAUGUCGUGUCACUCGUGAAGCGAGCAUUGAAAGAAGCCGGCAUCAAAACUGCCGAUGUUGACUGCAUAUGCUAUACCAAAGGUCCUGGCAUGUACGCCCCGCUCCAGUCCGUCGCCAUCGCGGCGCGAACGCUGUCACAGCUCUGGUCCAUCCCCCUCGUCGGCGUCAACCACUGCAUUGGACACAUCGAAAUGGGCCGCGCCAUCACCGGCGCCUCCAACCCCGUGGUGCUGUACGUAUCCGGCGGCAACACCCAGGUCAUCGCGUACACGUCCCAGCGGUACCGCAUCUUCGGCGAGGCCCUCGACAUCGCAGUUGGCAACUGCCUCGACCGGUUCGCGCGCACGCUGCACAUCCCCAACGACCCGGCGCCGGGCUACAACAUCGAGCAGCUCGCCAAGUCGGGCCGUGUCCUCGUGGACCUCCCGUACGCCGUCAAGGGCAUGGACGUCAGCUUCUCCGGAAUCCUCGCGAGGGUCGACGAGCUCGCCGCGCAGAUGUACGCCGGCACUCUGGACGUCACGCCCGCGGACCUGUGUUUCUCGCUGCAAGAGACCGUCUUUGCCAUGCUCGUCGAGAUCACCGAGCGCGCCAUGGCCCACGUUGGUAGCAACCAGGUCCUGAUCGUGGGCGGUGUAGGCUGCAACGAGCGCGUGCAGGAGAUGAUGGGCCUCAUGGCUCGUGAGCGCGGCGGCAGCGUCUACGCAACCGACGAGAGGUUCUGUAUCGACAACGGAAUCAUGAUUGCCCACGCCGGAUUACUGGCCUAUCAGACGGGAUUCACCACGAGUCUCGAGGAAAGUACGUGCACGCAAAGAUUCAGGACCGACGAGGUCCACGUUGCGUGGAGGGAUGAUUGA
Molecule: messenger RNA, 1032 nt
Organism: Exophiala spinifera
Lineage: Eukaryota; Fungi; Ascomycota; Eurotiomycetes; Chaetothyriales; Herpotrichiellaceae
Product: tRNA N6-adenosine threonylcarbamoyltransferase
Exons: 2
Coding region: 1-1032 (343 amino acids)
Biological process (GO): tRNA threonylcarbamoyladenosine modification
Cellular component (GO): cytoplasm; EKC/KEOPS complex
Source: RefSeq, a predicted model, not a curated record